AUGGGUAUGAGCUUGAACAAACCAAUAAAUAACACGAAUGAAGCAAAUAAAGGAGAAGUUAAAAAAAAAAAAAUUUGUUGUGUUUGUUUAGAAACCAAAAAGUUGAGAGAUGAAUGUAUUAUUAAAUUGGGUGAAGAUCAGUGUAAGAAAUUUAUCGAUGAUCAUAAUAAAUGUUUAAGGAGUGAAGGUUUUGAUAUUAAAUAG
Plasmodium adleri (nom. inval.) is the source of this 204-nucleotide messenger RNA. Its product is annotated as cytochrome c oxidase copper chaperone, putative. NCBI's taxonomy places the organism in Eukaryota, Apicomplexa, Aconoidasida, Haemosporida, Plasmodiidae. Bases 1 to 204 code for a protein of 67 amino acids. The record is from RefSeq and is a predicted model, not a curated record. Gene Ontology annotation, molecular function: copper chaperone activity; copper ion binding. Gene Ontology annotation, cellular component: mitochondrial intermembrane space. The transcript has a single exon.